Molecule: messenger RNA, 1297 nt
Organism: Chionomys nivalis (European snow vole)
Lineage: Eukaryota; Metazoa; Chordata; Mammalia; Rodentia; Cricetidae
Gene: Znf474
Product: zinc finger protein 474
Exons: 2
Coding region: 317-1258 (313 amino acids)
Source: RefSeq, a predicted model, not a curated record
GUGAGUCUUGGCGUUCCCAGCUCUAACACCAUCCUCCCUGGAUCCUCAGAGGCAGUUGGAAUGCCACAGUAAGGGCCAGACAUUGAAAGGGGGACAGGUGCUACAAGAUCCUGGAGACAUCUGAGGCUUGAUGGGGACUUUCCAACAUUCCAGACUGCUGUCCUACAAUGAAGCUCUGAGUCACUGACCCAAGUACUGGCAACAACGUGGAAACCCAGGACAGUCAGCGUCAUGCACGGUCGGUCAGUCUGAGCAACAGCCUAGAGCUAGCGUGGCCUGAAAUUCCAGCAAACGCUAGAGAAAGCCUCCAGUGUUCAUGGAAAGAGAAAAGGAAAGAAUUCCCAGCCAAUCGCAACGAACUUUCCACAGCUCCAAAGACCCCACCUUCCUUAUCCAUCAGGGUGCUCUGUCUAGUGACUCUCACUUGACCCUUCCACCAGAAACACAGUGUAGAGAUCUCACCGAAAACAUAAAGACCAACGCGCAGCAAAGGAGACCCGGAACAGUGAUACUAUCAAAACACCCAAAUAGAAUUAUGUCAGGGAACCAGCCUAGCCCUCCGGUGAUCCCAUCCCGCAGGCCGGGAUUCCGGAUAUGCUACAUCUGUGGCCGAGAAUUUGGUUCCCAGUCGAUUGCCAUUCAUGAGCCCCAGUGCUUGGAGAAGUGGCGCAUUGAGAACAGCAAACUGCCCAAGCACCUGAGGAGGCCAGAACCCUUCAAACCACAGCCCAUCGGUGGCAGUGGCUCCUAUAGCCUUCAGGUAGCCAACGAGGAGGCAUUUCGGAGUGCGCAGGCUCAACUGCUCUCCUGUGACUGCUGUGGCCGCACAUUCUUGCCAGAUCGUCUCCUGGUUCACCAGAGAAGCUGCAAGCCAAAGGCUGAGAAUUCCAGAAGGCUGGGCACGGAUGGUCCCGAUGCUCCUACUGGUCUCAAGAAAGCCUCCAGUGGCAUUCCAGCCCGACCAAGGACGCUCAUCUGUUACAUUUGUGGUAGGGAAUUUGGCACACUGUCCCUUCCUAUCCAUGAGCCCAAAUGCUUAGAAAAAUGGAAAAUUGAGAAUGACCGGCUCCCUAGAGAGCUGCGUCGGCCACUGCCCGAGAAGCCCCAACCUCUUCCAACUGGACAGCCCAGCCAAGAAGGGGCAAAAAUUCCUGAUUCGAACUUAGAAAGGAAAGGCGGCCCAAAUGUACCCACCAAUUCCAAGCAACAAAGGAACAUGGCGGCCUCGAGUGAGGACAAGGUAACCGGCGUCAUAUAAGAUGAAGUAGCUGAACCGGGGACAUAUUGCAUCUUCAAA